AUGUGCCAGCCCCAGCCACUGCUGGCCGUGCUGCUCUUGCUUUCCUGCCCACGGGCCAAUGCCAGUAGGCUGGGGUGCCGCAAGCUGCUGCGGGUGAGGCUGCUGGUCUGGGCUCUGACCUCAGCACCACCAGCUCACCCUGCUGUGGGAUGGCUUGCAGGUGCUCUACUGGGUCAGGCUGUGGGGGGCCAUGAGGCUCAGCCCCACUCCCACCCUUACAUGGCAUACCUGAAGGUAGGGAUGCUAGCCUGCGGAGGCUUCCUGGUGGCCCCUGACUGGGUGAUGACAGCUGCACACUGCAUGGGGGAUGCGGGUGAGACCCAAGUUGUUUUCUCCCUUCUCUCUUCUGCUGCACUGGGGGCUCACAACAUCCACGAACCAGAAACAACUCUCCCAACGGGAGAUCUCAGAUACCACCAGCACCCUGCGUACAAUCCCAACACCGUGUCUAAUGACAUCGUGCUGCGCAAGCUGACAGCAAAGGCCACUCUCAAUGACUACGUCAAGACCAUUCCACUGCCCAAGACCAGCAGCGACCUCCUCACGGGCACCAAGUGCAGCAUAGCCAGGUGGGGCCUGAUCGAUGAUGACCAGGCGACCAACAAACCCUUUGAAACCAAAGUCUCCAUCUACAGCCGCGGGAAAUGCAUCCGCUUCUAGCCACGUCUCAGCACUGGCAUGGUUUGUGCUGGCAGCUUCCACAAGCUCAGGGACUCCAGCCAGGGAGAUUCUGGUGGGCCCCUGGUGUGCAAUAAGGUGGCACGAGGCAUCGUUUCCUUCAGGUGUGACACCCCACCUGGGGUCUACACCCGCAUCUCCAACUACCUGCCUGGGAUCACAAAAGUGCUGAAGAAGUAG
This is a messenger RNA of Phaethon lepturus (White-tailed tropicbird), 858 nucleotides long. Its product is annotated as mast cell protease 1A-like. Gene Ontology annotation, molecular function: serine-type endopeptidase activity. NCBI's taxonomy places the organism in Eukaryota, Metazoa, Chordata, Aves, Phaethontiformes, Phaethontidae. The record is from RefSeq and is a predicted model, not a curated record. Gene Ontology annotation, biological process: proteolysis.